UGUGUGGACCAAACAUUAUUCAUCUGCCUCCAAACUGCCCACUCCCGUCCCUCUUCCUGACGUGGCUUCAUGGGCUCAGAGACGACAUUCCCUUAGACUUCCAGAAGCUGGAGAAGGAAAUGGACUCAGUGGUCGUUGAGGAUGUGGCCGUGGUGUUUAGCCAGGAAGAGUGGGCUUUGCUGGAUCUUCCUCAGAGGAAACUCUACAGAGAUGUGAUGAUGGAAACCUUCAGAAACCUGGACUCAAUAGUCUCUGGAACCCUUAAUGAUGGAGAAAGGUUAUCCACUGAACCUACAAUGAUGCAACUUAUGAAGAAUAAUACCUGGUCCUCCAUGUUAGUUGAAAUCUCCGAAUCGCAUGGCAAUAAAGAUCAGUAUAAAAACCAGGGGAGAUAUUUGAGAAGUCAUACAAAAGAGAACCUCUGUGAAAGUGAAGGCAGUCAGUGUGGGAAAGCCUUCAGCUGGAUUCCAAAUCUUACUGGGCUGAAAAGAAAUCCACUUGAAUGCCGUGAGUGUGGAAAAGCCUUUAUGGAUCACUCAGCAUGUAACCAUCAUACCAGAUCUUUCACUGGAUGCAAUGCUUGUCAGUAUAAGGAAUGUGGAGAAGCUUGCAGUUCUCUGUCUCAUCUAACCACUACAAUGAGAACUCUUAAUGGAAAGAAACCCCAUAAAUGUCAGGUACGUGGAAAAGGCUUCAUUUGUGUCUCAGUCCUUAAGAAUCCUGUGACAACACUCACUAAUGAGAAACGCUGUGAAUGUCAAAAAUGUGUGAAGGAUUUUUGUAGUUUCUCAUCCUUUUGGACACACAUGAGAGGUCAGAAGCAUGAAUGUAAAGAGUGUUGUAAAACCUAUGGUCUUUCAUCUCUCAUAUUAAAUAAAAAAUUUUAUAAUAGAGAUAAGCUGUAUGAAUGUAGGGAAUGUAUGAAAGCUUUUAGUCAUAAGUCAUCCCUCAUGAAACAUAUAAGAACUCACAGUGGAGAGAGGCCUUACGAAUGUAAGGAGUGUGGCAAAGCCUUUAGUUGUUCCUCAUCCCUCACUGCACAUAUAAGAACUCACAGUGGAGAGAAGCCUUAUGAAUGUAAGGAAUGUGGGAAAGCCUUUAGUCGUUCCUCACACCUCACUUCACAUAUAAGAACUCACAGUGAAGAGAGGCCUUAUGAAUGUAAGCAGUGUGGGAAAGCCUUUAGUCAUAACUCGUCCCUCACAAAACAUGUAAUAACUCACAGUGGAGAGAAACCUUAUGAAUGUAAGGAAUGUGGGAGAACUUUCAGUCGGUCCUCAUCACUCAUUGCGCACGUAAGAACUCACAGUGGAGAGAGACCGUAUGAAUGUAAAGAAUGUGGGAAAACCUUUGGAAGGUCCUCAGCCCUGAAUACUCACAAAAGAACUCACAGUGGAGAGAAACCUUACGAAUGUAAAGAAUGUGGGAAAGCCUUUAGACAUGCUUCAGUCCUCACUAUACAUAUAAGAACUCACGGUGGAGAGAAGCCUUAUGAAUGUAAGGAAUGUGGUAAAGCCUUUAGUCAUUCCUCAGCCCUCACUGUGCAUAAAAGAACUCAUAGUGGAGAGAAACCUUAUGAAUGUCAGAAAUGUGGGAAAGCCUUUAGUCAGUCCUCGAAACUCACUAGACAUAUACGAACUCACAGAGGAGAGGUGCCUUUUGAAUGUAAAAUAUGUGGGAAAGUCUUUAGACGUACCUCACCCUUCACUAUACAUAUAAGAGCUCACAGUGGAGUGAGGCCUUACAAAUGUAAAGAAUGUGGGAAAGCCUUUAGUUAUUCCUCAUCCCUCACUAUGCAUAAAAGAACUCACAGUAAAGAGAAACCUUAUGAAUAUAAGGAAUGUGGGAUAGCCUAUAGUUAUUCUUCAGCCCUCACUAUGCAUACAAGAACUCACAGUGGAGAGAAACUUCAUAUGGAAUGUAAGAAAUGCGGGAAAGCCUUUAGUUGUUCCUCACACCUCACUUCACAUGUAAGAACUCACAGUGGAGAGACUACUCCGUGUCAACAGUGGAGUGUUUCUUCCUUACUGCUAUAAUUUCAAACAGAAAAUUUUCAAAAUUCUGCUAUCAAACAGCAAAGUUUUUCAGUAAGAAAGCAAUUACUAACUCAAAGAAGGGAUCAGGAGCUAUUUUUUACCUAUAGGAGA
Molecule: messenger RNA, 2147 nt
Organism: Trichechus manatus latirostris (Florida manatee)
Lineage: Eukaryota; Metazoa; Chordata; Mammalia; Sirenia; Trichechidae
Product: zinc finger protein 883-like
Biological process (GO): regulation of DNA-templated transcription
Source: RefSeq, a predicted model, not a curated record